AUGCCCCAGCCAAAUAUGGAUCUUAUUCAGAAUGGGAAUAGACUUAUUCAAGAAGAAAUGUCGUAUGAUGUAUCAAGUCUGAAAAGAGAACAUGAGAUCCUAAUUUCUAGCCUAAACAAUGAACAGAGAAUAAUCUACAAUUCUAUAAUGGAAGCUGUUGCUACUGAAAGAGGGGGAAUGUUUUUUGUCUAUGGACAUGGUGGAACGGGUAAAACGUAUCUUUAUAGAACCAUCCUGUCUGGUAUAAGAUCAAAAGGCAAAAUUGCUCUUGCUGUUGCAUCUUCAGGAAUUGCUGCUUUGUUGCUUCCUGGUGGAAGGACUGCUCACUCAAGAUUUCAUAUCCCAAUUAAUGUAAAUGAUGACUCUACCUGUGACAUAAAGCAAAGAACACAAGCAGCGGAACUUCUCUCAAAAACAAGUAUUAUACUUUGGGAUGAAGCACCGAUGGCACAUAGGAAUUGUUUUGAAGCUGUUGACCGCACGUUACGAGAUAUACUACAAAUUGAAGAUCCUCAAAAUGCUGAAAAACCUUUUGGUGGUAAAGUUGUAGUUCUAGGGGGUGAUUUUCGACAAAUACUUCCAGUUGUGAGAAAGGGAAGACGAGAAGAUAUAGUCCAAUCCUCAAUUAGCAAGUCAUAUCUAUGGAAUGAUUGUAAUGUCUUUAAACUCCAAACAAAUAUGAGACUUCUACAGAACGGUAUGAGUGGAAUAGAAACAUCAUCUAUAAAGGACUUUAGUGAGUGGAUUCUUAAAAUAGGUAAUGGUGAAUUGGGAGAAGGAGAUGGGGAUUACAACAUUUCAAUUCCAAGUGAUUUGAUUAUCCAACCUUCAGAGAAUCCAAUGCAAGAUAUUAUUGACAACACAUAUCCAGGUUUGGAAAAUAAAUACACAGAUCCAAGUUACCUACAGGAUAGGGCAAUUCUUGCCCCUACAAAUGAAGUUGUAGAAGAACUAAAUGACUAUAUUGUGUCAUCCUUAAAUGGAGAAGUUCAUGAAUAUCUAAGUUCAGAUUCUAUAUGCAAGGCUUCUUCAAAUGUUCCUGACCAAGAUCUCCUGUAUAUUGUUGAAUUUUUGAACACGUUGAGAUUUCCAGGAUUGCCAAACCAUAAACUGACAUUAAAAAUAGGUUUGCCUGUAAUGUUGCUUAGAAACUUGAAUCAGAAUGAAGGUCUUUGUAAUGGAACAAGACUCAUAAUAACAAGAUUGGCUACAUGGGUGAUAGAAGCAGAAAUCAUAACUGACACUAAUAUAGGCAAACGUGUGUUCAUUCCAAGAAUAACAUUAUCUCCAAGUGAUUCAAAAUGGCCAUUCGUUUUAAAGAGACGACAAUUUCCAAUUUCAGUGUGCUUUGCAAUGACUAUAAAUAAAAGCCAAGGACAAUCAUUGAAACAUGUUGGAGUGUAUUUGCCAAAACCUGUUUUUAGUCAUGGGCAAUUGUACGUUGCAGUGUCUAGAGUUACAAGCAGAAAUGGCCUAAAAUUCCUCAUCAUUAACGAUGACACUGAAAAAAAGUCUGAAACAAAAAAUAUUGUGUAUAAAGAAGUUUUUACCAAUCUUUGA
Molecule: messenger RNA, 1560 nt
Organism: Quercus lobata
Lineage: Eukaryota; Viridiplantae; Streptophyta; Magnoliopsida; Fagales; Fagaceae
Product: ATP-dependent DNA helicase pif1-like
Exons: 1
Coding region: 1-1560 (519 amino acids)
Biological process (GO): DNA repair; telomere maintenance
Molecular function (GO): DNA helicase activity
Source: RefSeq, a predicted model, not a curated record